AAGAGGGAGGACGAAGAGGCCUCGUUACCAGACGUCGGAUAAUUAUGGUAUUUGUACGAUCAUGCUAUCCUCCGUACGAGAUACGGCCAAUAUUUUUUUAAGCUAUAUAGUAGGAUACUUUGAGCCCUUCAAUACAUGGCUAUUAGCAAACACUAACAGGGCACAUCCUGCAUUACGUGUGAUGAUGUGCAUUCUCACGUGCGUCUAUGCAGCCAGGCGGGGGCGCUGUUGCCAGUGUCAGCUUUUCUCCAUCAGUGCUGACAGUUUAUUUAAAGUCCAUUGCCGGUUCUGUGGGGACUUUUUUUAAUUUUUAUUUAUCUAUUUAGUGUUUUUUGUUUUUGUUUUUGUUUUUUUUUACCAACAAUGGCCUCGACAUCUACCUCAUCUGGACAGGACAUGGAGGAUGACUCCACAGAGUUCAUGUCUCCACGACAGCAGAGUUCCACCAUGUUUCCUCCACUACAUUCUAAAGACACACAGGCUCUGCUGAAAAGACGCGUUAAAAGGAAAAUGCCGAUGGAAGAGCACGUAAAAUCCCAGAAAAACAAGUACUUUCCAGGUUGGCAUUCUCAGGCGCCGUUAGCCCAAGAAAAAGAGCAGCCGCAGAGGCGAAGUGCGCCAUCUCCUGUUAAACUUCCUCCAUUGCAAUCCAGCGCCAAGGCGAAUCAUCGCUCCCUAAACGAAGUGUCAACCUCAUGUCCUGCGAAAAGACCCUUUUCCCUAAAGAAAGAUGCCAACCUGGACGCGCCCUCUGAAGUGCGAAUCUUCGAGCACAGCAAGGAUGACUACACCAUGGUCAGCACGGAUGGCGUGCUGUCCACGUGUCGGGAAAACUACGACUUUGUAAGCCUGGAGCGCUUCGAAGAGGAGUAUCAACUCCACCGCAAGCUGGUUCUCAUCCCGUUUUUUGCCCGCUUCAAAUUGUUCAAACCUUUUUAUAUCUGGCAUAAAAAAGUGUGCGCCAAGAAGAUCCACAUGGCUCAGGAAGCCCUCAAGGAGAACCUGUUCAUGAUCAAUCCGUCGCUAAGCUUUGCACUGACCGACAUCAGGAAGAUGUGUUACCACAUCAGAACCACAAACUUGUGUCACAUUGAGAAGAAAUACACGUACACUCUGCAGGAGUUUCAGACUGCUCAGGCGGAACAAGUGGGAGAGGCACUGAAUGACCUUCAGAAAUUCCAAAACCUGCUGAAGGAAGUGACAAUGAGUGCCUGUUGUAACUUCCUGUCAGAAUAUGGCGACAAACUGAGUGAAAUCCAAAUCCUGUUGGGCAUCAGCAAGGGUUUCUUCUGUAAGCGCCUCAUCUGCUUCAUACGUCUCGUGGACUAUCUGAUGGUCAACACCUUGCACAUGCUGUUUGUGAGCGCGGUGGAGAAGAUGCUGGCUGUGUUCCAAGAGCAGGUGGCUCAAAUCCCUAGCCGUGAAGUCAUUGAAACCUGGGGCCAGCACCUUGAACCUGAAGCCCACUCUAGCGAGGAAAAGGUGGAUCGUAAAACUGCAGAGUCAGAAGCUGCCUACAGCCAGCCAAUGCUGACAACUGAACUUGUGCUUGACACCAAUGCACUGUCCUACAAACCUUCUGAGGAGAACUUUCAGGUGACCGUCGCAGCGAUCAUUGGGAAGUACCAGAAAACCGUCAUGUCAAUUGAAACUCUAACAGCAGAUCCGGAAUUCAUUUCACUUUUAACACAGGAUAACUUUGAGGAUGAAUAUGGAGAUGCUCCCAGUUUGGGCUCUGUCCUUGAAAACGACGGCUACAUCCAAAGUAUCGUCCAAAACAUUAAGGAAUCACUGCAGGUCACUUUUGAAGCUGCUGAAGUGUGCUCACGCAUGUUUGAGCGUUUUCAGCUGUUUUACAAGGAGAAUGAAGGUCUGGAUUUGGAUGCCCUACGGAAACAAGACCAUGAUUUGGAGUUUUUUCGAACAUCACUGGACUUGUAUCACAACGAGCAUGAUGAAGCUGAGGCUAUCCAGGAACAAAGACAUCUGGGCCUGCUGCUCGUGGACAAAACUCAGAUGAAAGAGAAACUCAUAAAUUCGCCCCUCCGCUGUCUGAAGGUAAUCAACGAGAUACUGAUGCACCAGGCGAAGAGGAAACUGGGAGCCGUCAUGGCCGAAGCGGGUGAAGCUCAAUUUAAACUCGAGCUCAGUCCCACGACGACAACGGAGUUAGCCAGCUAUCUCACCUUCCUUGAUGAGAUACCAGAGAGGAUGAAAGUGCUGGAGAAGGAGCAGGACACCGUGUGUGAGAUGUACAAUCUCAUCAACAUAUCUUCCCUUCCCAUCACAGCGGAUGACGUGGCAUUCGCCUCCAUGGAGCCGUACAUGAACUCUUUGCACCUCAUCAUCAACGACGCCGUCUUUGACCGCUACAAAAUGAUGGACAAGUUUUCACUGGCCCUGCAGAAAGACAUCAAAGAACUCAACCAAAAGGUCAAGAAAAUCAAAGAAAAGUCUCAGGAUCCACAAAUCUUAGACAUCAAUGCAGAUUUUACCCAAGUGCGUGUUCUGCUUGAGGAGAUCCAAAUUUCCAUUGAUGAGCUGCAGGCCCAGGCCUCAGCGUAUACAUCCUACCAGAAACAAUUCAAGUUGGAGGUGACCAAAUUUGAUGACUUGGAUGAUCUCAAAGCAGAGUUUCGACUCAAGAAGCUCCUUUGGGACUCUCAGGAGGAAUGGGACUCAUUACAAGACAAAUGGAAACAGAACAUGGUUUUGCAGCUGGACAUGGAACAGUUGAACUCGCAGGUCAACAGAUACAACAAGUACAUCAGCCAGAUGGAGAAAGGCUUGCCACGCAACAACGUUGUGCCUUGUCUGAAGGAUAAGGUUGAACUCAUGAAACAGAGGGUGCCUGUGAUCACAGAUUUGCGUAACCCGUGCAUGAAACCAGAGCACUGGAGGACCUUGGAGGCUGUGGUGGGGAGCUCCUUGAAUGUGGAGCAGCUCACUAUGGCUGUUAUGGAGGAGCUCAAUGUCUUUUCCUAUGGCAUGGAGAUACAGGAAGUGUCAGCACAGGCUUCAGGGGAGGCUUCAGUGGAAACCAUUAUUAAUAAGGUGGAGGAUGUGUGGUGGACUACGACCUUCACUCUGCUGCAGCAUGGUGACUCCAAGGAGGUCUUUAUCCUGGGAGGCACAGAUGAUAUCCAGGUGCUCUUGGAUGACAGCAUUAUCAACGUGGGCACAGCGGCAUCGUCCCGUUAUGUUGCUCCCAUCAAAGCCCGCGUGGAUAAACUACUGAUGAGACUGAUCCGCUUCAACCAAACUCUGGAUGAGUGGCUUACAUGCCAAAGAAACUGGCUAUAUUUAGAAAGUAUUUUCUUGGCCCCAGACAUCAAGAGGCAGCUCCCUGCGGAGUCAAAAAUGUUUCUCAAAGUGGACAAGUCCUGGAAGGCCAUCAUGGCCAAAGUCAAAAAGAUGCCCAAUGCCCUGAAAGCUGCCACACAGCCUGAUCUCUUGGAAACUUUUCAGGAAAAUAAUGUUCUUUUGGACAAGAUACAAAAGUGUUUGGAAGACUACCUGGAGUCCAAGAGGGUCAUAUUCCCCAGGUUCUACUUCUUGUCUAAUGAUGAACUGCUGAAGAUCUUAGCCCAGACCAGGAACCCACAAGCGGUGCAGCCUCACCUGAGAAAAUGCUUUGAUGCAAUUACACACCUGGAGUUUGCUUUGGUGUCUGACCAGUCAGCUACAGGUACAGCUACAAUGGAGCCUGGUGAACAGGAGAAGGUCUACACCAAGGAUAUCUUGAAUAUGGUCUCCCCUGAAGGAGAAAAGGUGGGUUUAACCAAAGGUCUGAAGGCGAGAGGUAACGUGGAAGAGUGGCUUUGCAAGGUGGAGGAGGCCAUGUACAACUCACUGCGACAGCUCAGCAAGGCUGCCAUUGCAGACUAUCAACUGCAGUCCAGGGAGGAAUGGGUGGUGUCCGGCUUUCCUUCUCAGGUGGUGUUAACAAUCUCCCAGAUGAUGUGGUGCAAGGAUAUGGAAGCCUGUCUGGAGGGAGACCAUGACCACUUUGCUGCCUUGCAGGAGUUUGAACACACCAACUUUGAUAGGCUAAAUGCCCUGGCAGCUUUGGUCAGAGGACACCUACCCUCUCUACACCGCAAUAUCAUCACUGCCCUCAUCACCAUCGAUGUACACGCCCGCGACAUCGUGACAGAUUUAGUCCAACAAAAGGUGGACUCCAGGACUAACUUUGAAUGGCAGAGACAGUUACGCUACUACUGGGACCUUGACAUAGACAACUGUGUAGCCACCAUGGCCUUAUCCACGUACAUUUAUGCUUAUGAAUACCUAGGAGCCUGCCCUCGGCUGGUCAUCACUCCACUCACGGACCGUUGCUACUUAUGUCUGAUGGGAGCUCUCCAGUUGGACCUGGGAGGGGCUCCAGCCGGGCCCGCAGGGACGGGCAAAACCGAGACCACAAAGGAUUUGGCUAAAGCCUUGGCCAUUCAGUGUGUGGUCUUCAAUUGUUCUGAUGGACUUGACUACAAGAUGAUGGGACGUUUCUUCAGUGGACUCGCUCAGUCCGGUGCCUGGUGCUGCUUUGAUGAGUUUAAUCGAAUCGAUAUCGAGGUGUUGUCAGUCAUUGCACAGCAGCUCAUCACCAUACGGAAUGCCAAAGCUGCUAAGCUUACCAAGUUUCGAUUUGAAGGCCGAGAGAUCAAGCUGGUGAUGACCUGUGCUGCUUUUAUUACCAUGAACCCAGGCUACGCUGGAAGAUCGGAGCUGCCUGAUAACCUGAAAUCGCUCUUUAGACCCUUAACCAUGAUGGUGCCAAACUAUGCGCUCAUUGCAGAGGUGAUUUUAUACUCGGAAGGAUUCGAGUCCAGUAAGAUUUUAGCGAGGAAGAUGACGCAGAUGUACAAGUUGUGCUCUGAGCAGCUGUCCCAGCAGGACCACUACGACUUUGGAAUGAGAGCCGUCAAGUCUGUGCUGGUCAUGGCAGGGUCACUAAAGAGAGAAAAUCCUCACCUGAGUGAGGAUGUGGUUCUUAUCAGAGCUCUGCGGGAUUCCAAUCUGCCAAAGUUCCUUACAGAUGAUGCAGAACUGUUUGGUGGCAUCCUGUCUGACCUGUUCCCUGGCGUGUGCAUCCCGGAGCAUGACUACGGUAUCCUGCAUUCAACCAUUGUCGACUGUAUAGUCAAGCGAAACCUGCAGCCCCUGGCCACCAUGGUCAAUAAGGUUAUCCAAUUGUAUGAGACCAUGAUCGUGCGACAUGGUGUCAUGCUGGUUGGGCCAACUGGUGGGGGAAAGACUGCCGUUUACACCGUCUUGGCAGAUACGCUGGUCACCCUUUAUAACUCAGAGUACAAGACCAGCAACCCCUUCUAUCAGCCUGUCAAGACUUACGUUCUCAACCCCAAGUCGGUCACCAUGGGAGAACUCUAUGGAGAGGUUAACAACCUGACCCUGGAAUGGCGUGACGGACUAAUGGCGCUGAGCGUCCGUGACGCGGUAGACGACGCCACCAAUGACCACAAGUGGGUGAUCUGCGAUGGGCCGGUUGAUGCCCUAUGGAUUGAGAACAUGAACACUGUGCUGGAUGACAACAAGAUGCUCUGCCUGGCUAACAGUGAAAGGAUCAAACUAUCACCAUCCAUACACAUGGUGUUUGAGGUGCAGGAUUUGGCUGUGGCAUCACCAGCCACAGUCAGUCGCUGUGGGAUGGUGUUCAUUGACCCGGAUGAACUCAAGUGGAUGCCCUACGUUCAGACAUGGAUCAGUGGUCUAGGCUCCAAAUUCCCAGAAGCAGUGAAGACAUGUUUGCUGGAGUUAUUUGAGCAGUAUGUGGAGGAUGGUCUACAGUAUGUGCUGAAACACUGCACCCAAGCAAUUCGCCAGGUGGACAUCAGUAAAGUCACCACCCUUUGUUCUCUGCUGGAAGCACUGCUGCUGGGCAAAGAAGGACUCGAUUUCAAUAUGGAUUCCAAGCGCCUCAACGAUGUACUAUGCCAGACUUUCAUAUUUUGCUACUUAUGGGCAAUCGGAGGCAACCUGCCCAGCGUUCACUGGGAUGAUUUUGACAACUUUAUCAGAGAGCAAUUUAAAGACAACAGCAAUGCUAAGAUCCCCACCGGCGGAGCCCUGUGGGAUGUGUACAUGAACUUUACCAAAAUGUCUUUGGUUCAAUGGGAGAAAAUAAUACCUUCAUUUGCAUACAACAGCGAGCAACCAUUUUUUGAAAUGCUGGUUCCCACCGCAGACACGGUCCGCUAUGGCUAUUUGAUGGAAAAACUGCUAUCUGUCCGUCAUUCCAUACUCUUCACUGGUUCUACCGGAGUGGGGAAGUCCGUGAUAGCUCGAGGCCUUCUCAACAGUAUCCAGGAAAAGAGUGGCUAUGUUCCUGUUUACAUCAACUUUUCUGCUCAGACCUCCUCUGCCCGCACACAAGAAAUCAUCGAGUCCAAGCUGGAGAAAAAGCGGAAGAACAUGCUUGGCGCACCAAAGGACAAGCGGAUCGUGGUGUUUGUGGAUGAUCUGAAUAUGCCCAAGCUGGACAGCUACGGCUCGCAGCCCCCCAUCGAACUCCUGCGUCAGUUCCAGGACUUUUCUGGGUUUUAUGACAGGGAGGCAUUCUUCUGGAAGGAGAUACAGGACAUGACGAUUGCUGCAGCGUGUGCUCCCCCGGGAGGAGGACGCAACCCCGUGACACCCCGAUUUAUCCGACACUUCAGCAUGCUGUGCCUGCCCACGCCCUCAGAACAAAGCCUCAAACAGAUCAUCAUUGCCAUCUUGUCAGGCUUCCUCAAAGAGUUCCCCCAGCCGGUGAAGGACUGCAGCAAACAGAUUGUGGAUUCGGCUGUCGAGAUUUACAACCGCUUGAGUGUGGAUCUGCUUCCCACGCCAGCCAAGUCUCACUAUGUCUUCAAUCUCAGGGACCUCUCCAAGUGUGUCCAAGGUAUCCUGCAAUGUGAGUCAAGCCAAGUGCGAGACAAGACCCAGAUCUUUCGUCUGUUCUGCCAUGAAUGUCAGCGGGUUUUCCACGAUCGUCUCAUCAAUGCCCAAGAUAAAGAGUAUUUCAACACCAUCGUCUGCGACACAGCCAGUAAAUAUUUUAGUAUUAACUUGGAGCCCUCAUACUUUGUGACUGAGCCCAUCAUAUUUGGGGACUUCAUCAAGGUGGGUGCCGAAAAGGAAGAACGUUUGUACGAGGAUCUUACAGACUUGGAUAAGAUUCAGAAUGUCCUUCUGGACUAUCUCUGUGAUUACAACAUGACGUACUCUAAGGAGAGCAAGCUGGUGUUCUUCCAGGACGCCAUUGAGCACGUUUCUAGAAUUGCUCGCAUGAUUCGCCUAGAGCGAGGUAAUGGCCUGCUGGUAGGAGUAGGGGGCACGGGCAAGCAGUCCCUCACCCGGUUAGCGUCCCACAUGUGUGAGUAUCAGUGCUUUGAGAUUGAGCUGAGUCGAGGCUACAACUACGACAGCUUCCACGAAGACUUGAGAAGGCUCUACAAGAUGGCUGGCGUGGACAGGAAAGACACGGUGUUCCUUUUUACAGACACGCAGAUUGUGGUGGAGGAGUUUCUGGAGGACAUCAACAACAUGCUAAACUCCGGUGAGGUGCCCAACCUUUUUGAAAAAGAUGAGCUGGAGCAGGUGCUCGCUGCGACCCGGCCGAAAGCCAAAGAAGCUGGGAUCAGUGAGGAGAACAGGGAUGAGGUGUUCCAAUAUUUUAUCUCGCGGGUACGAGAGAAGUUACACAUUGUGCUGUGUAUGAGUCCAGUCGGCGAUGCCUUCAGAUCCCGCUGUCGUAUGUUCCCCUCCCUGGUCAACUGCUGCACCAUUGACUGGUUUGUGGAGUGGCCCCGCGAAGCCCUGCUCUCUGUUGCUCAGGCGUUUUUCCAGAAUGUGGACUUUGGCACUGAGGAGCUCAAGCAGAGCUUCUCGGAUUUGUGCGUGGAGACUCACCUCAGCGUCUCCCUCAUGGCCGAACGCUUCUACUUGGAGUUGAGACGUCGCUACUACACCACCCCCACGUCCUACUUGGAGCUCAUCAACCUCUAUCUGUCAAUGCUGGAGGACAAGAGGAAGCAGCUCGUGCUGGCGAGGGAUCGGGUGAAGAGUGGUCUGACGAAGCUCCUAGAGACCAAUGAUCUGGUGGCAAAAAUGAAAGUGGACCUUUCUGCUCUGGAGCCACUUCUCAAACAGAAAAACAUAGACGUUGAUGCCCUGAUGGAAAAACUCUCUGUGGACCAAGAGAGUGCUGAUGAGACGCGUCGAGUUGUAAAAGAAGAGGAGGCCAUGGCAAAGGUGAAGGCCGAAGAUACUCAGGCGAUAGCUGAUGAUUGCCAGAGGGACCUGAACGAGGCUCUGCCUGCCCUGGAGGGUGCCAACCAGGCUCUUAAUUCUCUGGACAAGGCUGACAUUUCGGAGCUGAAAGUUUUCACCAAACCUCCUGACCUGGUCAUGACUGUUAUGGAGGCUGUGUGCAUCCUCCUCAACUGCAAAACGGACUGGGCCAGUGCUAAAAAGUUACUGGGUGAUGCCAAUUUCACCCGAUAUUUGACUGACUACGACAAGGACAAUAUCAAGCCUCAGGUCCUGGCCAAGCUGCAGAAAUACAUUAACAACCCCGAAUUCGUACCCGAGAAGGUGGAGAAAGUGUCCAAAGCUUGCAAGUCAAUGUGUAUGUGGGUCAGAGCCAUGGACAUUUAUUCCAGAGUCCUCAAGGAAGUUGGUCCCAAGAGAGAAGCGUUCGCCAAAGCACAGGAGGAGCUAGAGACCACCAUGGCGACACUGAGGGAGAAGCAACAACUGCUCCAGCAGGUGGAAGAUAAGAUCAGGGUUCUCCAGGAGAAUUAUGACAGCAGCUUGAAUGAGAAGCAGGAAUUGGUUAACACCAUGGCAGUGACACAGGCUCGGUUGACACGAGCAGGAAAGCUAACAUCCGCUUUAGGAGAUGAGCAAGUCCGCUGGGAGGAAAGUGUCGCCCUGUACGAUCAACAGAUCAUCGAUAUUGUGGGGAAUGUCUUCAUUGCAGCUGCUUGCGUGGCCUACUAUGGAGCGUUCACCUCUCACUACAGAAAGCUGCUUGUUGAUGACUGGAUAUCACAGUGCCAGAACCUGAGCAUCCCCAUCAGUUCCAGCUUCAGCCUUAUCAACAUUUUGGGCGACCCAUAUGUAAUCCAAAAGUGGAAUGCCGAAGGUCUGCCUCGAGAUACAGUGUCCACAGAGAAUGGAAUCCUGGUGACAGAGGGUCGCCGCUGGCCCCUCAUGAUUGAUCCACAGGAUCAGGCCAACCGAUGGAUUCGUUCCAAGGAGGCCAAACAUGGUCUAAAGGUGAUCAAGCUCACUGAUCCAAACUUUCUCCAUAAACUCGAAAAUGGCAUCCGUAUGGGCAUGCCUGUCCUGCUGGAGGAGUUAAAGGAGACCCUGGAUCCAGCUUUGGAGCCUGUCCUGCUCAAACAGACUUUCAUAGCAGGUGGAAGAACUUUGAUCCGACUCGGAGACUCGGAUAUUGACUACGACAAAAAUUUCCGGUUCUACAUGACAACUAAGAUGGCCAAUCCCCACUACUUACCAGAGGUGUGCAUCAAAGUUACGAUCAUCAACUUCACUGUGACCAAGUCCGGCUUGGAGGACCAACUGCUUGGUGAUGUGGUGUGCCUGGAAAGUCCUCAUCUGGAGGAGCAGAGGAACGAUCUGGUUGUGCGCAUCAAUAAUGACCGCAUCCAGCUGAAGGACAUUGAAAACCGUAUCCUCAAGCUUCUCUUCACCUCUGAGGGAAAUAUACUUGACAAUGAGGAGCUUGUUACCACUCUCCAACAGUCAAAGGUGACAUCAGCAGCUAUCAAACAACGUUUGGAGGAGGCAGAGGCCACUGAAUUGAUGAUCAACAAUGCAAGAGAGGGUUACAGAUCUGUAGCCACUCGAGGCUCUGUCCUCUUUUUUGUCAUUGCCAGUCUCUCUGAGAUCGAUCCAAUGUACCAGUUCUCCCUCAAGUACUUUAAACAGCUCUUCAACACGAGCAUCGAGAUGUCAGAAAAGAGUGACAUAUUGGAAGAACGUCUGCAGAUCCUCCUGGACCAGAUCUUACUCAACUCCUACAUAAAUGUUUCCAGGGGCCUGUUUGAGCAACACAAACUUAUCUACAGCUUCAUGUUAUGCGUGGAGAUUUUGAAGCAGAGAGGUGACAUCUUAGACCUUGAGUGGCAGAACUUCAUUAGGUCUACUGCAGGCCUGGAAAAGGAAUAUCCAGAGCGGCCAGAUGUCCCUUGGUUGAGUGAUGAUUACUGGCAGACAUGCUGUGAACUUGAGGAGUCACUGUCCUGCUUCAAGGGCAUCUCAAAUGAAAUCAUUGCAACCCAUAUCGAUGUUCAGCUAGGACGUUUUGAGACAUCUUUUAAUCCAAAGGAGUGGGAGGGCUAUGUGUCGAAGUUGCCACCUCUGGUUGAGUCCAAAGAUGGGAAAGAGCAGAGCGGAAUCCGAGGCCAUUGGAAUGAAAGGCUGAGCUCUUUCCAGAAGCUGGUCCUUAUCAAGAGCUUCAUGGAAGAGAAGGUUGUUUUUGCAGCAACAGAAUUUGUGAUUGUCAGCUUAGGGAAGCAGUUUGUAGAAAACCCACCCAUUGAUCUCGCUAAUCUAUACAACGACAUGUCGCCAUCGACGCCACUCGUCUUCAUCCUCAGCACUGGCUCCGACCCCAUGGGCGCCUUCCAGCGCUUUGCAAACGAGAGGGGAUGUCUUGAAAGGGUGGAGUCCAUUUCUCUGGGCCAAGGACAAGGGCCCAUAGCAGAAAAAAUGAUCCUGUCAGCAUUAGCGAGUGGAGGCUGGGUUUUCUUGCAAAACUGUCAUUUAGCCGUCUCUUGGAUGCUCCCCAUGGAGGAGAUCAUUAAGACAUUUGCUGAGCCUGACACGUCAAUCCACGAGAACUUCCGUUUGUUUCUCAGUUCCAUGCCCACCAAAGUAUUUCCAGUUACAGUGCUGCAAAACUCUGUCAAGGUGACUAAUGAACCUCCCAAAGGCCUACGAGCCAACAUUCGGCGAGCCUUCACCGAGAUCUCCAGCAAUUUCUUUGAAGAACAUGUGCUAGGGCUGCAGUGGAAGAAGAUGGUUUUCGGAAUCUGCUUUUUUCAUGCAAUCAUUCAGGAGCGUAAGAAGUUUGGCCCUCUGGGCUGGAACAUCCGCUAUGAGUUCAGUGACAGUGACAGGGAGUGUGCUCUGCUCAACCUCAACCUGUACUGCAAAACUGGCACUAUUCCUUGGGAUGCUCUCGUAUACAUCACGAAUGAGAUCACGUAUGGAGGCAGAGUGACAGAUGUCUGGGACCAACGCUGCCUCAGGACAAUCCUUAAAGGCUUCUUUUCACCAAAGACCCUUGAGCCUGGCUACGCCUUUUCAACAUCUGGCAUCUACUACGCCCCAGAGUCAGAAACCAUGGACCUAUAUGUAGAGUACAUUGAGAAUCUUCCAAUCAUUGAUGACCCUGAGGUGUUCGGCAUGCAUGAGAAUGCCAACCUUGCCUUUCAGCGCCAAGAAACCAUGAAUCUCAUCAACACCAUUCUGGACGUGAAUCCUCGCUCUUCAGCCCAAAUGGGAGCCAAAAGUAAUGACGAGAUUGUGUGCGAACUUGCUGACUCCAUACUUGCAAAGCUACCUGAGAGCCUUGACAUGGACGAGGCCAUCGAAUCUAUUUUUGAACGAGAUGAUAACGGUCGUCUCAACUCCUUAACAACUGUGCUGGGCCAGGAGGCUGACCGCUUCACUAAACUGGUGCGAUUGCUAAGGGUGUCUCUCAUCACUCUGCAGAAGGCCAUAGGAGGUCUGGUGGUGAUGUCUGAGGAGAUGGACAGGAUGUACACAAGCUUUGUGAACAACCAGGUUCCCGCCCACUGGUCAAACUCCUCCUACCCGUCUCUUAAAGGCCUGGCCGCCUGGAUCAAAGACCUGAACCUCAGGAUCUACUUUGUCCAGUCUUGGAUCACACGUGGCCACCCCAAAUCUUUUUGGAUCUCUGGAUUCUUCUUCCCUCAGGGCUUUCUAACUGCAGUCCUGCAGAAUCAUGCCCGGCAUUACAAUUUGCCCAUCGAUGAGCUCAACUUCCGCUUCAACAUGGUGCCCAUGUACAGGGACCAGAGCGCAGUGACCGAGGCUCUGCGCAACACGAGCAGCAGCGCUGAACUGGAGAUGGACAAAGAGUUGCCAGUGCCCGAAGAUGGCGUGCUCGUGCACGGCAUGUUCAUGGAGUCCAGUCGCUGGGAUGAUGACAACAUGGUGAUAGAAGACUCGUUACCUCGAGUGAUGGUCUCCACUCUGCCAGUGGUGCAUUUUGAGCCGCAGCAAAACUAUGAGGCUGAGCCCGGUCUCUAUCACGCUCCCCUGUACAAGACCUCCGCCAGGGCGGGAACUCUUUCCACCACAGGCCACUCGACUAAUUUUGUUGUGACAGUAUUGCUUCCGUCAAACCGACCCAGCGACUACUGGAUAUCCAAAGCCUCUGCUCUGUUGUGCCAGUUAGACGAUUAAGUCCAAUUUAAUCAAAAGUGAAUGCAUAUUUUCACAUUUUGAAUAACUUGACUGCGAAGGUUCAGCCUGUGUCAUAAAGCAUUCUAAAACAUGAAUGAUAUUAUCAGUUGGACAUUUUUUAUCCAGUUGUGCUGUCGAAGGUAGUGAUGGGGAAACUCCAUUCCUUUUACUGACUCCUGUUCUUAUGAUUCACUCACUCACUCACUCACUCACUCACUCAGUUGGACCCCAAAGCAGAUGGACACGGUGGUGCAAAAUUUAGAGAGACAUAGUCUUUCCAACGUGUCCUGGGUCUCUCCCGAGGCCUCCUAUCAGUCGAACGUGCCCUGAACACCUCCCCAGCGGGGCGUCCAGGAGGCAUCCUGACCAGAUGCCCAAGCCACCUCAUCUGGCUCCUCUCAGUGCGGAGGAGCAGCACUUCUACUUAGAGUUUGUCCCAGAUGACAGUGCUUCUCACCUAAUCUCUAAGGGAGAGCCCAGCCACCCUACGGAGAAAACUCAUUUCAGGCACUUGUACCCACGACAGCUAGAAAAAAACUACGAACCAAAUAUAGGCGAAGCCACACAUGGAAAAAUGACUGAACUAAACACAAGUAGCACAGAGGAAAGAACACAGUCCGGAGCCAGAAUGCAGUCCACAUAGGGAACAAGAAGCCGUAAUUUCAGGUGCACAGCAGGUAGCAGUAUGGGGCCCCGCCCAGGAACUAUCAUACAAGGCUCUGUGCAGACACAAAGACGGCAGCGGCAACCAGAAGAUAACCAAAAAAUAGCAUCCAUUCAUUGUUAGGAGAAUGUGGAGGGCAGUGGCGCAGCCACAAAUGUUCCAUUGGGGUGGCCAAGGUGAGACCAUUGAAUGAUGAAUUGAUUUUAACUCGCAGUCAUUAAGACAAUUCCAAUUUUAAUUCAUCAAUGACACAUUUAGGUCAUUAUUUAAAGGUUUAUUUUUUUAUUUCAUGAAUUAAUGGCACAUUUAAUAACACAUUCAUGUGUUUUGUUUAAAUGUUAAUGAAUUAA
Molecule: messenger RNA, 13476 nt
Organism: Dunckerocampus dactyliophorus (ringed pipefish)
Lineage: Eukaryota; Metazoa; Chordata; Actinopteri; Syngnathiformes; Syngnathidae
Gene: dnah6
Product: dynein, axonemal, heavy chain 6
Exons: 82
Coding region: 364-12462 (4032 amino acids)
Biological process (GO): microtubule-based movement
Cellular component (GO): dynein complex
Molecular function (GO): dynein light intermediate chain binding; minus-end-directed microtubule motor activity; ATP binding
Source: RefSeq, a predicted model, not a curated record